Messenger RNA from Pelobates fuscus (common spadefoot toad), 1549 nucleotides. RefSeq names its product saccharopine dehydrogenase-like oxidoreductase. The transcript is spliced from 12 exons. Gene Ontology annotation, cellular component: lipid droplet; mitochondrion; plasma membrane. The coding region runs from base 119 to 1408 and encodes 429 amino acids. NCBI's taxonomy places the organism in Eukaryota, Metazoa, Chordata, Amphibia, Anura, Pelobatidae. The record is from RefSeq and is a predicted model, not a curated record. Gene Ontology annotation, biological process: glycolipid biosynthetic process.
UUGCCCACUAGGACACGCCCCCUCAGUCAGGUGAUCUCGGGGCUGCCUCGGUCUGUUGCGCAGUGUGAUUGCUGUCCGCGUGCUGCUGGUACCUGUGCGCUCUCUGUACGCUGUAACCAUGGAUACCGCUCGCCAGUACCAGUUCGUGGUGUUCGGGGCCUCGGGCUUCACCGGACAGUUCGUGGUAGAGGAGCUGGCUCGGGUGCUGGACGGGGCGGAAUUCAGAGACUCCAGGCUCCGCUGGGCGGUUGCGGGGAGAAACCAGAAGCGGCUGGAGGAUGUCCUGUCCUGGGCUGCCGAGCGGCUGUCUAAGCCGCAGCUGAAGUCGGAGGUUGGCAUUAUAAUCUGCGAUGUUAGUGAUCCCCCCUCCCUUGAUGAAAUGUGUAAGAAGUCCUCUGUUGUUCUUGAUUGCGUGGGACCAUACAGGUUUUUCGGUGAGCCUGUAAUAAAGUCCUGUGUGGAGAAUGGAGCACACUGUGUUGAUAUAAGUGGAGAGCCCCAGUUCCUAGAAGGAAUGUAUGCGAAGUAUGACAGCCAAGCUGCUGAAAAUGGAGUAUAUAUUGUGGGUAGCACCGGAUUUGACUCUAUUCCAGCAGACUUGGGAGUGUUAUUCACACGAAACAGCUUGCAAGGUACUUUGACCGCAGUGGAAAGCAUCUUAACUUUCAAAGCAGGAUCAUCGGGUACCUGCAUUCAUGAUGGAACAUGGCAAUCUGCUGUUCAUGGAGUAGCAGACCAGGGUAAUCUUAAGAAACUCAGAAAGCAAUUGGCAUGUAAGCCACUUCCAGUUGUUGGUCAGAAAUUAAAAAAAAGGGGUGCAUUGUUUUACUCCAAUGAAGUAGGACAGUAUGCUAUUCCAUUCCUUGGAUCAGAUGCUUCUGUAGUUAGAAGGACCCAACGAUUCCUGUACGAACACCAUGAGGAGACCCCUGUGCAGUACUCUGCCUAUACUGCAGUGGGUGGUCUUGGAUCAGCAAUCAAACUGAUUUUUGCUGGAUUACUAUUUGUCAUUUUCGCAAAAUUUAGCUGUGGAAGAAAGCUUCUGAUAAAAUACCCCAAAUUCUUUUCAUUUGGCUACGUAUCAUCAGAGGGACCAUCACAGCAGCAGAUGGGCGAAUCUUCUUUUGAAAUGACAUUCUUUGGUGAGGGAUAUAGUAAGGGUAAAGACCCACAGCAAGGGAAGCCAGAUUUGAAAAUCUGCACUCAGGUUUCAGGACCAGAGGUUGCCUAUGUGAGUACUCCCAUUGCAAUGGUGCAGGCUGCAGUGACCAUUUUAAAGGAACCAGGUUCCCUCCCAGAAGGGGGGGGUGUAUUCACACCAGGAGCAGCAUUCUCGAAGACCAAGCUCAUUGAACGCCUUGACAAAGCUGGCCUGCACUUUAAAGUAAUCAGCACUUUGGAUGCCUGAAUGCUGUGAAGCGGUUGCGCUGCAUGGAUACUCAUAGCUAGCUUCAAGGAAUGGGGGACUAAUGGCUCACGGAAGAGAUCUUUAAAGGCAUUUAAUUGUUUAAUUUUUUACGUAAAUAGACUAAUUAAAUAACAGCAUUAA